Messenger RNA from Branchiostoma belcheri (Belcher's lancelet), 1439 nucleotides. Its product is annotated as angiopoietin-1 receptor-like. Gene Ontology annotation, biological process: positive regulation of kinase activity; protein phosphorylation; multicellular organism development. Gene Ontology annotation, cellular component: signaling receptor complex. The record is from RefSeq and is a predicted model, not a curated record. Lineage: Eukaryota; Metazoa; Chordata; Leptocardii; Amphioxiformes; Branchiostomatidae. The annotation marks the transcript as partial. The transcript is spliced from 13 exons. Gene Ontology annotation, molecular function: transmembrane receptor protein tyrosine kinase activity; protein binding; ATP binding.
AUUGCUCUUCAUUGACAUGCUACAGGCAGACAUGGCAGCUUUGAGAGGUGCAGUCGUCGUAAUCGUAAUUGCGACAUCAGCCGGAAACUGGCUUCCACCAGCAUUUUCACACGACUUCAUUACUUUCAACUGGGAUGCCACAGGCUUCGUGCUGAAUGAAACGAGGAAUGAAUCAUUUGUGAAAUACGUGGUUCAGCUGUACAAGACUAAGAACGACAGUUGUGAUAAUGUGAUUCAACCACCGAUGGUACAAGAAAUCCCAGUGUACUACCUACAGCACCACACAUUCACACGUCUGAAUCUCAGUCAUCUGUACUGCAGCAACUGCACAAUUGUAUCAACACUUCGCAACGUAAGCUGCGGAAAGUACAACGCGAUACCAAUAGUGAAGACUACAGAAAGACCCCUGUCCUUUAACUCGAAAACAGUGACCAACACGUCUAUCACGGUGACUUGGCCGUCCUUCUCAGAACAGAAUCGGAAUCAAAAAAAGAGGGUUUUUUACUAUUACCAGCUGGAUAUUGCACCACUAGAACCAAAUACCAACGGCCCACUGGUCAUCUUUAACGAGACUGAGGUGGAGGGAACAUUGACUGGCCUUAUUCCCGGAAAGGAAUAUCAAAUUCAGCUGAAAGCAACCGGAGACGCAAAUCCAAAAGUCGAACCACAUCAUUUUACAUACACGUUCAUAACCACCGACAUAAUUGCUACCGACCCUUCGCCUGUGGAGGAAGUUUCGGUAAUCCACACGAGCUCGACAUCUGUAAGAUUGAAACUGAUACCACCGAAGGAAGGGUUUGUAGACCUGUUCCAGAUACAAGCAACCUCGACACAUCAUUCUAGUCCUCUUGUAGACGUGCCUCUCCCAGAGGGGAACCCAGCAAGUGUCAAAGCGAAUCUGUUCAACCUGCAGCCUGAAACGACUUACACAAUUUCAGCCAUGACAGUCGCCAAGGGCAACAGGGGCAAGGCCAAAGAGGUGAUCUGCACGACAGAGCCAGUUCCCAUCGAUACAAAGCUUGUGGGGUGGACCACAGGUGUUAUCAUGGUCGUUGUGAUUGCAGCUGCCUUCUGCACUGUGCGGAUAGUAAAGAGACUAAAAUACAGGUUAAACCCUGCACAACUGUUCAAGGAAGUUCUUGAGGAUAUAAUCGGGUCUGAGAAGAUGGAGCCAUGGCUGAAGAAAAGAAAGAACCUGUUUCUUGAGGAGCUGAUCGGAGAGGGAGAAUUCGGUCACGUGAGGAAGGGCGUGCUGAGGGAAGAAGGACAACAAGCCGUCAUUGUGGCUGCCAAGACGCUCAGAGUGGACCGAGCCAAUGAGAUCACCUACCGAGACUUCGCGAAGGAAGCGAGUCUGCUAAUAGAAGUCAACGAUGAUGGCGGUCACGUGAACAUCGUCAGUCUGAUAGGACUGGUGGUUGAUGGGAAAAUGAAGAAAG